Gloeophyllum trabeum ATCC 11539 is the source of this 792-nucleotide messenger RNA. RefSeq lists its product as uncharacterized. The coding region runs from base 60 to 515 and encodes 151 amino acids. Gene Ontology annotation, cellular component: cytosolic small ribosomal subunit; ribosome; nucleolus. NCBI's taxonomy places the organism in Eukaryota, Fungi, Basidiomycota, Agaricomycetes, Gloeophyllales, Gloeophyllaceae. Gene Ontology annotation, molecular function: small ribosomal subunit rRNA binding; structural constituent of ribosome. Gene Ontology annotation, biological process: translation. The record is from RefSeq and is a predicted model, not a curated record. The transcript has 4 exons.
GACGCUCAUCCCCCUCAAGACACUCAAGCCGCCCGUCUGCUCUCAAAAAAUCAGCCGCCAUGGGUCGUAUGCACGCUCCCGGAAAGGGCAUCUCGUCCUCCGCGCUCCCCUACCGCCGCGCGCCGCCGUCGUGGCUGAAGACGACCCCCGAGGACGUCGUCGAGCACAUCAUCAAGCUCGCCCGUAAGGGUCUUACGCCUUCCCAGAUCGGUGUCACCCUCCGGGACUCCCAUGGUAUCCCCCAAGUGCGGUUCGUGACGGGUAACAAGAUACUCCGUAUCUUGAAGACCCAAGGUCUGGCCCCCCAGAUCCCCGAGGAUCUGUGGCACUUGGUCAAGAAGGCCGUCGCGGUCCGCAAGCACCUCGAGACCAACCGCAAGGACAAGGACGGCAAGUUCCGCCUUAUCCUCAUCGAGUCCCGUAUCCACCGCCUCGCCCGCUACUACAAGUCGAAGCAGCAGAUCCCCCCCACGUUCAAGUACGACUCCGCCACCGCAUCCACACUUAUCGCAUAAGUGGGCGUGUUGUCGGAGGAUGGGAGUGCUGCGAGGAUGGCUGUUUAUGUCGCAUCUCUGUUUUCUUAUACAUGCAUGAUUGCCUUCCCCAUGAAAAUAUAGGGCUUAUGCGAACAUCCGUAGUGAGCUUGAUGUCCGGGGCUUUGUAGUAAGUACGUCCUCGUUCUCGUGACGUCGUCUACGCUGUGGGCCUCCAACGCCCUGGGACGGUCGCCAACUCUGUGCGGGGGCCGCAGAACCCUUAAUCCCAGUCAUGUCCUACCUCCGUACCGACUCU